GCACCUGUGCUGCUGCCGCCGCCGCUGCUCGUGCGUCAGAUGAUGGCAACUGAUUCUUUAAACCUUUCUCUCCGUCGAACUGGCUGCAGUCCGAGUCGACCCUGCGAAGAGACUAGACUCCUUCUGCCUCCGCUCGACCCACUUGUUUUCUUUGUGCGGUCCACGCGGUCAGGCGAGAGGCGAAUAAACUUUUGGUGAUAUUUUUACGCACAGUUCUCCAGUCUGGACAAACAGCCGAGAAUAUCUCUGCUCGCUUUUCACCACCAUCACCACCCGCACGUUUCCCGGAAAAACUUGAAAAGGUGCCAUGCAAGUUUAUGUGGCUGUGAUAUUCGCUUAUGGAGUGUCGGCACUCAAUGUCACGGAGGAGAAGGCAACAUGCCCCCUUGGAUAUUUUCCCUGUGGCAACUUGACCAUGUGCCUCCCUCAGCUCCUGCACUGCAACGGCAUUGAUGACUGUGGAAAUCAAGCGGACGAGGAGAACUGUGGAGACAAUAAUGGAUGGCCCCAUCUUUUUGACAAAUAUUUUGGCAUGCCAAGCCAUAACACCAGGACAAAGUCCAAUGUGUGCUUGCUGGGUGUCGUUCCUGAGCUCUGCCAGUGCCGAGACCUGGAGCUGGACUGUGACAGCACACAGCUUCAAGAUAUCCCAGUGGUGGCGAUGAAUGUCACCAUGAUGUCUCUACAAAGGAAUCGGCUUCAGAAACUGAGAGCAAACACGUUCUUUAAAUACCAGAGCCUACAGAAACUAUACCUUCAGCACAACAGAAUUCGAGAUGUGAGUCCUGACGCAUUCAGGGGACUGCAUAACCUAACAAGACUAUACCUGAGCUACAACAAGAUAUCUGUCCUGAUGCCGGGGGUGUUCCAGGACUUACACAAGCUGGAGUGGCUGAUCCUAGAAAAUAACAAUAUCCAUCAAAUAUCCUCCAUGACCUUUUCAGGACUGAACUCCCUUGUUUUACUAGUUCUGCUGAACAACUCUUUGACAAAGCUGGAUGACAUCUGUCAGGAAAUGCCAAGAUUGAACUGGCUGGAUUUAGAGGGAAAUCACAUAGAAGCGAUUGGAAAUGUCUCAUUCUGCUCGUGCAGUAUGCUGACAGUUCUGGUUUUACAGCGAAACAGGAUCAGCCAUAUACAUGAACAAUCUUUCUCAGUCCUCCAGAAACUUGGAGAAUUGGAUCUAUCCAACAACAGACUGGUGGCGAUUCCUCCCAAUCUUUUUGUUUUACUGGGGGAUUUGCUACAACUGAAUAUAUCAUACAAUCCCAUCGAGGAGCUCCAAGUCGACCACUUUGACAAGUUGCAUAAACUGAAGUCGUUGAGCAUAGAGGGGAUAGAAAUCGGAAACAUACAACGGCGGAUGUUUGAACCUCUGAAAUACCUGACUCACAUCUACUUCAAGAAGUUCCAGUACUGCGGCUAUGCUCCACAUGUGCGCAGCUGCAAGCCGAACACUGACGGCAUCUCAUCCUUUGAGGAUCUGCUGGCCAACAUCGUGCUGAGGGUCUUUGUCUGGGUGGUGUCUGCCACCACCUGCUUCGGCAACAUCUUUGUCAUCUGCAUGCGCUCGUACAUCCGCUCGGAGAACAAACUACACGCUAUGUGCAUCAUUUCCCUCUGCUGUGCAGAUGGGCUGAUGGGCAUCUACCUCUUCAUGAUUGGUGCGUAUGACCUGAAGUUUCGCGGCGAGUACAACCGGCACGCUCAGGCCUGGAUGGACAGCAGUCAGUGUCAGGUCAUCGGCUCUUUGGCCAUGCUGUCCACUGAGGUAUCCGUCCUGCUCCUCACCUAUCUCACUCUGGAGAAAUACAUCUGCAUCGUCUACCCUUUCCAGUACUUGACACCUGGCUGGCGACGAACUGUCACCAUCCUUCUUGGGAUUUGGGUGUUUGGCUUUAUUAUUGCCUUCCUGCCGCUGGCCUGCAAGGGGCUAUUUCGCAACUUCUACGGGACCAAUGGUGUUUGCUUCCCGCUGCACUCGGAGCAGCCAGAGACGCUAUGUGCUCAUGUUUACUCCAUCGUUAUUUUCCUGGGUCUGAACCUGGUGGCAUUCCUCAUCAUUGUCCUAUCCUAUGCAAGCAUGUUCUAUAACAUCCAGAGAACCGGCACUCAGACCACAAAAUACAGCAACCAUAUCAAGAAAGAGGUGACCAUCGCCAAAAGGUUCUUCUCUAUCGUCAUCACUGACUCCCUCUGCUGGAUCCCCAUUUUCAUCCUCAAGAUCCUGUCACUGCUGCAGUUGGAGAUUCCCGGUACCAUCUGCUCCUGGGUGGUCAUAUUCAUUCUCCCCAUCAACAGCGCUCUUAACCCCAUCCUAUACACGCUGACCACACGGCCUUUCAAAGAGACAAUUCUGCAGGUGUGGGCUAACUACAGGCAGAGGAGGCCCCUGCUCAGCGGUCACCCAGCUCAUCAUCCGUCGCUCACCUGGCAGGAAAUGUGGCCCCUGCAGGAGAACAGCCACGGCCUCACCCCGGGGCACCCUCUGGAAAUGACAAGCACGCUAGCCAAGCUCACCCCUGUGGAAAAUACCAACGAGGGUUACAGUGACAUUACUGUUUGCACACAGCUACAACAGAAGCAAUGUACAGCACUGUCUGUGCUCUCACAGAAACAAACAGUGCCACACACACACACACACACACACUCAGACACACAUACAAUCAAAUGAACUCACCUAGGUGUCUAACACCAAUUAAAUGUGAUUCAGGUUCAUUUAUCUGCGUAAUUAAGAGCGUUCAACCUGUUUGAAAAUACACUCUUUAAAGGGAUACUCCUUGAUUUGUGGACAGAUUUCUCCUUUGUUGUUGAAAAUCAUUAGUAUUCAUUCGUUUAUUUUUUUUGGAAAUCCCAGUGUGUGCCUGUGUUGCCCAAGCAGCAGCCAUAACAGCAUAUUGGUGAAGUCAGUGCAGAAAGCCUUUCUACAGCAGAGCAGUUCCCCUAAUGAAGACCACCUUCUGGCUCCAAAGAAAAUCUCUAUCAAUACAGAACAGAAGUCCUGCCCCACUUCUGGUUGAGCUUUUGUUCCACUAGCUUUUAUUGCUGAGUUUUAUUUCUCACACAGGGCUUCUUUCAUCAAAGCUAAAACAUGAUAGUGGAGCAUUUUGUCCAAGCUCUGAGCUGAAUAUUAAUCUACUACCACAUUUGCAAGUAAUAUUUGGUCAGUUUGUCAUUUCUAACAAUGAGAAGAGACUACGGCUACAGCUCCCAACAACCAUUUCUCUGGUGGCUAAGAUUCAUUAAACGUGUUGUUGUUGAAUUCUAACAAAAUCAUUUGUGAGUGUUUUUGACCUUGCAGACAGUAGUUUGACACAAAAAAAAUCUCAAGAUUCACUUACCAGCUUUUGCCAGAACUUUCAGCUUGCAUCUCGCAGUCUUCCUCAGCAAAUGGAGUUUACUCAAAAAAAUAAUCAGUGUUAUCUUUGUUAAAAUGAUGGGAUGCUCAAAUUUGUGGACAAGAAAGUAACCCAUUGCAGUUUUGUGCAACAUAGAAGCAAUUUUUUUAGAAAAAUCGACAAAACAGAAUUGCGAACAGUCUGUUUCCAUUGAGUGAUGUGAUGCGAAUAAACCUGUUUUUUCCUUUUGCGAUAUUAUUCCAAUUAAACAUGAUGACAGAUUUCCAGCAGUCUGCCUCUCGGUUGGAUCUGGCUUCCUGUGGCAGGAUACAGCAGGCAGCACUACUUAAAUGUGAAAAAAGUGCAUUUCAAUUUUGCAAAAUGUUGCUUUGUCAAAAGGUCUGAAGAAACAUCUCAGACAAGUGCAUAUUUUUUUUUCAAAAAUUCACGUGUCGAAUACUCGUUUUUAAGUUCGCAAUUUCAAAUUGCGCAUCAAGCAGGUUUUUUGAAUCACCAGAGAAGGUUAGAAAUAUAUUAAGAAACGAUUGAAUACAUUUUUGUUUUGUUUUUUUGAUAAUUGCAAAAGCAUAGAAAAUCACCAGCUGUGUCUGUAUCCAUUAACUCUAUACAAAAUGACUCCCAUAAAACCAAAUUGGGAUUUUCUUGCCUAAAGAUGAAGUGAAGAUGACUCUAAAAUGCCCCCCAGCCACAGUUUACUCAGCCCCCUGUUAACUGUUUGAGGUUAGCAUUUUCCUGAUACUAAAGCUGCACAGCCAUUUUUAUUGGUUUUGUUUGUUUUGUUAGUUCACACUAUACAUUUUAAUUGGCCUUCCUGCACGUCAUGAACUUGCAACAUUUAUACUAACACUAGAGUCAGAUACAGAUCUGAUACAGAUCAGGUGGCCAACCACAGCAUGUUUCUCACACUGAAGCACAGAAGCACCAGCUGGUUUGUCCAUUUCCAAAUCCAGUAAAGUUUUUUUUUUUUUUAAACAGUACGACCACAUCCACAAGAGCAGCAAUGGCAGCAUUACUUCACCUAUUAAUGAGAAAGUAAGAAGAAAACAUGAAAAAUAUGGAGCUGCAGAAGGUAAUAUGGAGUCUGCUCUGAAGCCAAUUUCAUUUUAUAUUAAAGCAGUCUCUUUUUUUAGACUUUUAGCUACAACAUGUAGAAUACUAUUCCAGUGAUAUGAAAUUUCAUCCAAGCUUGUCCUAUUUAUUGAUCUUUGAGGCAAUUAAUCAGGGAUUGUGACCCCCUCAAACCGCACAUCAAACGACAACCAAUUUGGCAGAAAUUCGACCUGAUUUAUGAAAAUAGUCUGUGGUGACCAAUUUAUGAAGUGUCUGCCCGGCUUAAUGUUUCGCAACUAAAUUACUGACCUAAAACUUUUGGUUCUGGUGCCUCUAAAACACAGUGGAGAUGUGUAUUUUCCAACUGCUAACACUUCACAGAGGUGUUUAUGUCUACAUUUAUAUGGGUGGGUUUUUGUGUUAAAAAUAGACAAGUGAUUCAAGCAGAGUUUGGUUCUUUUGCAGAAAGUUUCCCUUUCAAAACGCUCUAGAUAUAAUAAACACACAGAAUACUGAUGGGUUGAGGAAAAUAAGUAUAUUUCAUACAAUACUGGUACCCUCCAAACUUGAAACUAAAGGGAGAAUCUCAAAACAAAGCCGAACACCAUAAUUGACAAUUAUCUACCUACACCAAAUAUUUACACUGUCCCUGCUGCCACCUCUUGUUCUGGUAGCAGCUGUCACCGUUUGCAAUGGCAGUGCUCAGCAAUGAGACCGCUCUGAGUAGACACAGUAUGGCUCUUGUGUAGCAGCGUGAUUAUCUUCUCCACACUGUUUUCCCUGUCUGUAACUUAAGAUCUGACUCUAGGAUGUAAUCCAUCUUAUCUGAGAAAUAUAAUUGAUGUAACAAUUUCCAAGUGAACCAAAAAUCAUCAACCAAUUAAGACAGAAGCAGUUAUGUAAUUGGUUAAACAUUGGGUGAGAGAUGUGACAUUGCCCCAGUUUGUGGAUGGACAAACUCUGUGGGAGUUCUGUCUGUCUUUGUGUUUUCGUGACCGUCCCACUGUAAUCAAAUGAAAUGACUCUCUGAUUAAAUUAUUCAUAACAUUUCUACUAAUCAGCUCAGUUCUAAGAGUCUCUAGAAACAAGGAAAUCUGUUGGUAAUGUUGUAAUUUAAUCAACCAAGAUCAUUUGCUGUUUCACUAUUAAACAUGUUUACUGUACAUAGUAUGUGUAAAAACCAUUAAGCUUACUAAUUCCUGAUGGGGGUUGAGUGUAAAUGCAAAUGGUGAAUACUGUAUUUCAUAUUUGUAACAAACCAAUGCAGCGAGUGAAAACAUUUUCAGGCUUUGAAGUGAAAAUGAUCCCACCAGAAUUCACAUUAUUUUAGUAUUCUGGGGAGUUGUUAGCACUGGGGGCACUGCAAGAAUACACUCCUACAUCUUGGAUCCAAGUUGAUGGAAUGUAGUGGAAUGAAUGAUUGAUAUGAGUGUUUGAUUGUAUGUCAGACACACAUAUAGAGACUUUUCCUGGUGGCAGUGUUGAGGGCCUGUUGGACUGAAGAGAAUGUGAGAAGCAUAUAAACAUGUCCUUGUUUGCUUUGAGGCAACAAAGAUGAUUAUUCCAAGUAUGUGCCAAGGUUUUUAUUUCAAAAGUUUUAUUCAUGCAACAACGAAAUAGAGUUUGUGAUGCAUUUUUCAUACAGUUUCCUGCCCUCACUUUGCAGGAAUGAUUCUGCCUAUAGACCCAAUUUCUUUUGGCAUAGUUGUUGCAAUUACUGAUGAAGAAUUGCCUGAAUUGUGUGAAAAAUCCUCUUGGAACAGGGUGGUUCGUGGUUUCAGCAGGUGCAAACUCUGCUUGUGGGAGAGAGGUAGAACUGGGUUAGUAAAUACAAGCAGAAGCAGCCACCAUUUACUAACAGACAUAGAACAGAGAGGCUGAGAUCACAUCAGUGCAUAAAUUACAGAACAAGGAUGCACGAUGUCACUGAUGCAGUCACAGCAGCUCCCGUCCAACCGCAUAAAAACAGUAACUGCUGCAGUUUUUGACAUUUGCACCAUUUGCAGCCAGUAAGUAUAACAGCUGCAUUUCUUUAUUGUUAGUUUUUAGCCACAGUAGCAGCAUAGCUCUAGGAAUGAUAAUGAAAGUCAGUUCACCACUUUGGUCCGGACUACUUUGAAUUGCCAUGAAAUUCUGUGCAAACAUUCAUGGUGCCCAGAGGAUGAUGCCUACUGACUUUGGUAAUUCCAUGACUUUUCCUCUAGCGCCACCAGCAGGUUGACAUUUUUGUCUUCAUGUUUUUAUUUUAUUUAGCACAGUGUGAAACGUAUAACAUCACACACAAAAACAUAGUUACUAAAAAUAAUAUUGCUGAAGGUGUAACACUCAUUGCCUGCAAGUGGUGCAAGUGUUCAACACACAUACAUUCCCAUCUCUGUUGACAAUAAUGUACCAGCCUAAAUUCUGGUCUCAUAAUAUUUGUAGCUGUAAAUCAUCACAUGCUGGCAUGGCAGAUGAAGUUCAGUGACAUUAAAGGGUACUUAUCAAACUAAUGCAAAAUGAUCUUAUGGGGGGCACAUUCCAAAACACCAAGGCAAGGACCAUUUAUCACCAAAGAUGUUUCUAUGUAUUUCUAAAAAUUGUAGAUUUUCACUGUUAAUGUCAAAAUGGGAACUACUAAUUUAGGCAGAACAUCAGAAAAAUAAAAAGUAAUAAUAAUAAAAAUUGACUUUUUGUAGCUCAUUGUGGUGCUCAUGUUUGCUCUAAACUACAUCAAACAAUAGUCCAACCCUUCAGCAGAGCAGUGAAAAGGACCACAUCUUCCAUGUGUCUCUGCAACUUCAUAACCAUCUUUGCAAGUCUGCCGUAGUUCUUAAUGUUUAAUUUGCAGCUAAACGCUUUGAAUCUUCAGAAUUCAUGUAAUUGUGUAUUUUGAACAUUUUAUGACCAACCUUUUUUGUACAGUUGGUCACUGGGCAGUUCUACUGAUAAACUUUGGUGGGUGAAUCAAUUGCUUUUUGUACCUUUUCAUUUUCAACAUCUAAUACAUCAAAAUACAUUUCAUGCAGUACACUUGUUUAAUCUCAUAAUUCUAACAAUACUGUACAUGCAGCAUACUUGCAGCAAAGACCUUUUUUUUUUUAUUUCAUGGUAACUUUCUAAGUUUUAGGAUUAUCCAGUCUGUUAGUGAGGGAAAUGAUGCAUUUUUUAUUCUGUAUUUUGUCUUUAGUCCAUUUUGUGUUGUCUCUGACACCAAAAAUGAUUCUAGUGAAAUAUUGAAUGUAAUGUCUGAGAUAAAUUCCGUAUGUUCAGCAAAGAAUGUAUGAAAUUUGGGCACGUAUAACCUGGUAUAAGGUAUACAUGGGUUGCAGCUUCACAGGCAGCAAUUUUAAAUUGUCUUUUAUAAAUCCAGUUUAGAAAUUCCCCAGCUGGUCUGUGGGUCUGAAAAUGGACUCACCCUCACCUCACCAACAGCUGCACCAAACGACACAUUUUUAACACUGUGGUCUAUACAGUGAGGACAUUUGUAUAAUAAUCAUAAGCUCGUCUGUGCAUACUUUGUUCAGUGAAGGACUGAUUCCUGUGGAAAUGUAUUUUUUCAGACAUUGUAAAUGUGUGAAUGUAUAGCAGACACGGAGGAGAAUAAAUUAGAUGUUAUUACUAUGAUUUUUGAGUACAUUAUGUGAUAGUUUGUGUUUACAUUACCUUCCCAUACAUGCUGAAAACACGGAGAAGCCAGCACUUUGCUUGAGAUAUACAAGCAACAUGUACACUUACAUUUAAUAUUGAUGGGAAAAUAUAUGAGUUCAUUUGUUGUAUUGACCUGUGCCCUAUAAUAAAAUUACUUAUGUAUUGUA
This is a messenger RNA of Seriola aureovittata, 8206 nucleotides long. RefSeq names its product relaxin family peptide receptor 1 (gene rxfp1). The record is from RefSeq and is a predicted model, not a curated record. Gene Ontology annotation, biological process: G protein-coupled receptor signaling pathway. The transcript has 18 exons. The coding region runs from base 308 to 2674 and encodes 788 amino acids. Gene Ontology annotation, molecular function: G protein-coupled receptor activity; protein binding. Gene Ontology annotation, cellular component: membrane. Lineage: Eukaryota; Metazoa; Chordata; Actinopteri; Carangiformes; Carangidae.